AUGGCUGUACAGUAUUGGACAACUCUUCUCCUGGCUGGAAUAUACUUAAGGGAGCCCACUGGUCUGUAGCAGCAGCAGCAGCAGCAGCAUCACUCCUGCCCGUCACCAUGCCGUCUGUGUCUCUGAGCCUGCCAGCAGCUCUGGCUGGACCUGCACGCACCUGGGUCUGCCUGUCCUGCAUGUUCUGGCCGGAGGAGUUGGAGGCUCUUCAUUCCCAUACGUUCCGGGUGAAGACGUUCAAGAAGGCCAAGCACUGCAGCGUCUGCAAACAGACCAUCAGCACAGACGGACUCAUCUGCCGAGUGUGCCGAAUAGCCUGCCACAAGAAAUGUGAAGUCAAGGUGUCUUCGUCUUGUGUUCCAGCAACAAACUAUGAGCUGGCUCCCAGCAGUGACCUCCCUCUCAAACAUGUAGACACCAUGGGCUCGACAAAAUCUUCAAAGAGCAUGGAGUCACGGCGCAGACCGUCGAGGAGUGUGAGUCUGCUGCAGGCCCUGGAGGAGAGCUACGAGCUGGACCUGAUCUACAUCACAGAGAGAAUCAUCUCCGUCUCCUUCCCCAGCAGCGUGGAGGAGCAGAGCUACGCCACCAACCUGCGGGAGGUCGCCUCCAUGCUGCGCUCCAAACACGGCCACAACUACCUGCUCUUCAACCUCAGUGAGAAGCGUUAUGACAUCACCCAACUCAAUCCAAAGGUGUUGGACUUUGGCUGGCCUGACCACCACGCUCCAGCUCUGGACAAAAUCUGCAGCAUCUGUAAGGCCAUGGACACCUGGCUGAGCGCAGACAGCCACAACGUGGUGGUGAUCCACAACAAGGGCAACAGAGGCAGAACUGGAGUGGUGGUGGCAGCCUACAUGCAUUACAGCAACAUAUCUGCCAGUGCUGACCAGGCUCUGGACAGGUUUGCCAUGAAGCGCUUCUAUGAAGACAAAGUGCUUCCUGUGGGCCAGCCGUCUCAGAAAAGGUAUGUGCAGUAUUUCAGCGGCCUGCUCUCCGGACACAUCAAGAUCAACAACAAACCCCUGUUCCUUCACCACGUCAUCAUGCAUGGCAUCCCCAACUUUGAGUCCAAAGGAGGUUGUCGUCCUUUUCUCAAGAUCUACCAGGCCAUGCAGCCCGUGUACACAUCUGGGAUCUACAAUGUUCAGGGUGACAGCCAGACGAGCAUCUGCAUCACCAUUGAACCUGGUCUUCUUCUGAAAGGGGACAUCUUGCUCAAGUGCUACCACAAGCGUUACCGUAGCCCGUGCCGUGACGUGAUAUUCAGGGUGCAGUUCCACACCUGCGCUGUACACGACCUGGGGAUCGUGUUCGGGAAAGAUGAGCUUGAUGAGACAUUCAAAGAUGAAAGGUUUCCAGAAUACGGAAAAGUGGAGUUUAUUUUCUCCUUUGGACCAGAGAAAAUACAUGGUGUUGAGCAGCUGGAGAACGGGCCGAGUGUCUCGGUGGACUACAACACACAGGAUCCUCUCAUCCGCUGGGACUCCUACGAAAACUUCAACCAGACUGCUGAGGACGCCACAGACGAAGUCAUCCAUACUGAAGGACCCUUGGACGGCAGCCUCUACGCCAAAGUUCGUAAAAAGGAGUCGAUUGAAGGAACAGUCACAGCGAACGGCCUCCCUCCCACUGCUGUGGAACAUGCCCUGCCCGCGGUGGACCAUGCCUUGUCAGUGAGCAGCGACUCAGGAAACUCUACUGCCUCCAUCAAAACUGACCGAACUGAUGAAGUGGCAGCAGCCCCUCAGGCCUCCACAGUGAGCCAGACACACGUUGCUGUCGGUGAGGAACUACCCUCGGUCCAUCAGCACGCCCCACCUGCACAACAGCCAAUCAGUCCCCAAGAGAAACAGGAGCUGGAGCAGCUGCUGAGCGGCUUGGAGGGGCCCAUGCAUCGACAGGGCUACCUGUCCACCCCGCCCUCUGCUGUUGGAGGCAUGCUUCACCUGGUUCCUGCCCAGGUUCAUGUCAACGGCCACAGUGGUAUUGACCGGGAGACGGACAUUUUAGAUGAUGAGCUGCCCACCAGUCAAGAGGGCAACAGUGUGGACAGUCUGGGGACGUUCUCCUCCACAGACGGUCGGGCUACACCAGCUGAUCUUUACUACCAGCAGGAGUCACUCGUCAAUGGCCAGGACCAUGUGCCAUAUCUGGAGCGCAGUGUCCCAGAAAAGCCUCUGGAAAUCGUCCAGCAACAGGUUGGCUUAUCCAGCAAACCUGUCACUUUGACCCAAAGUGAUUCAGCCCCAUCCUCGGGUAAUUACAUGGCUACACAGAAUGGCAAUUUGUACCGCUCUCAGUCAUUUGGUGCAGAGCCAAGCUCUAUGCCACCAGCUCCCGCACGCACCACCAGUAGCAGGGAUGCCGUCCAGCGUGGUCUUAACGUCUGGCAGCAGUUCGGCGUACCAGAGGAGCCAGUUACUGAAGGCCUCACUUUUAGUCCCCCUCCUUCUGUAGCAGUGAUUCCCAGCCACCACAGCCUUCCACAAUUCCCUCAUAGCCACAGCGCAUCCCAGCAAGAAAUAGAGCAAUCUAUUGAAACCCUUAAUCUCCUCAUGUUGGACCUGGAACCAGGUCGUCCGGUGCCAAAGUCCCAAAGUGCUCCACUGCGGGAAAACAGUGUUGUAGUGACCACCCAGCCGUCCUUCUCCCAGAGCCAACCCAGGCCCUCCUCCCAGGCCGAUGCUGCCAUUCAUUCCCACUUUUCCGGCCCCGUGUCCACCGUGGCCAGCCACUCAUCGCCAGCUCAGGUGUCACCUGGGAAGCCUAGUACACCAGAGCCUUCACCUGUCCACGGAUCUCUGAGUUAUACAUCUGAAAGGGCUGGAACGAGUCCUUCCCCACAGGCCUCCUCCGGUGUAGCUGGUCACCUCCAGCUCAAGCCCAUCAAUAGCUACCCACCAAGCACACUGUCCCAGUCUGCAGAGUUGUCUGAGCCCCUGAGAAGCCCAAGUGCUGCCUCAGCAUCACCGCAGCCAAGAGAAAAUGAGCAAGAUGAAGUCUUCAACGUUGAAGGUCUGGUGGCCCAAAGAGUGGCUGGAGUCCAGGCCCGUGCUGUGUCCUUGGACGAGCCUGCAACCCUGCCCCGCCAUCGCACCAUCAGCGAUGGCCAGUACCACAACGGUCCUGACGACGAGCCCUCCCCCGAUGUCCCUCUUCGGUCCCCUGUCCGCUGUGUUUCUCCAGAGUUCGUCAACGCCAUAGCGAUGAACCCCGGAGGACGACCUAAGGAGAGACACAUGCACAGCUACCGUGAGGCCUUCGAGGAGAUGGAUGGUGGCCCCGUCAGUCCUACACCUGUAGUUGGUGGUGAGGUGUUUCCCCAAACCCCUGCCUUCCCCAUCUCGCCGCAAACCCCUUACUUCAACCUGUGUCGGUCCCCUCCUGGUCUUGCUAAGACUCCACUGUCAGCCCUGGGUCUGAAGCCCCACAACCCAGCAGAGAUCCUCCUCAAUCAAACAGGCUCAGCACCAAGAAGCUACGUGGAGUCCGUGGCGAGGUCGGCAGCAUCAGGCGGAGAUCAGCCCUCGUCACCUCGGAGCCUGAGCCCACCAGGAGAGACUGCAGGCCAGCAGAGAAGUCCAAGUCCUACAUCCCACACGCUGAACCCACCUCUGUCCAGCAGCAGUCCCAUCCAGAGCUCACAGGGUGAUAACCUCUUAGCAGAGAGCAGUGUUAGCACUCCGUCCCAACCCACUACUGAUUCGGGCUUCCGCUCCCAGGCUACAGAGAGUGCCUACCCCACUCCCACGCCCUCAUAUCAGGCCCUAAACACCCCCACUUCUUCCUACCUGGAUUCCAGCUCUCCAACCUCAUCCUACUUUGGCACUACUACCCCUACACAAUCCUACCUUGGCCCCAACACUCUGCUAGGGAGCUACGUGUCCUCAGACCCAAGCCCGCCCACCUCAGAACCCUUCCAGUCAACACUCAGCCAUGGCGGUCCCAAUGCACAGCACCAGACCAGCAUGCUCGGCUCCGCCUACAACCCCCUCCUCCUGCAGCAGCGCUCUGCUGCUAACCUGGAUGGUUCCAUGGCAGGCCAGAAAACAUCACCGGCCAACGGCUUUGAUGUGGUAGGUCUCACUGGCAGUCCCAUCCUUGGUCGUCGUCCGUCUCAGGGAGCUCAGAGCAGCCCGGUCCUCAGCAGACAGGCCUCUUUGGGACAGGGGUCUCAGCGGAGCCCGGUCCUCAGCAGACAGCCGUCCCUGGGCCAGCCCAUGCAGAGCAGCCCCGUGCUCAGCCGACAGCCAUCCGUCACACACCCCCAAGGAAGUCCAGUUUUGGGCCGUCACCCGUCUGUAUCGCAGGUGUCCCAGAGAAGCCCCAGUCUGGACCGUCACCCCAUGCACAGCGGGUACACCACCCCUGACGAGAGGCAUGGGAACCUGUCGCGACAGAGUAGCUCCUCGGGCUACCAGGGACCGCCAACUCCCUCCUUCCCCAUCUCGCCUGCAGGCUACCCAGAUGGGGGGAUGAUGGGGAUGGGUGCAGGGUUCCGGCAGGGCAGUCCAGCCCCUGGAUUCCAGCCCCAACUUCCAGAGAAAAGGCGCAUGUCGAGUGGAGAUAGACCCAACGGGGCAAUGUCCUAUGGCACGCUGAACGGGAAGAUAAUGUCUCCAAUGAGUGGUGGAAGCAAUCCUGGCUACUUCCACACACUCUCUGACUUCUCAAGGUUCAACAUGCCAGAUGGAAGCCCUGAGAGCAAGCUGAAUGUCAAGUUUGUCCAAGACACGUCCAAGUUCUGGUACAAGCCAGACAUUUCCAGGGAGCAAGCUAUCGGCCUGCUGAGAGAGAGGGAGCCUGGAGCCUUUGUUAUCCGGGACAGUCACUCAUUCAGGGGAGCUUACGGUUUGGCUAUGAAGGUGGCCUCUCCUCCACCCUCAGUGCAUCAGAACAAGAAAGGUGACAUCACCAACGAGCUGGUGAGGCACUUCCUGAUCGAGAGCAGCCCUAAAGGAGUGAAGCUGAAGGGUUGUCCCAACGAGCCUUACUUUGGCUGUCUCUCUGCCUUGGUCUACCAACAUGCGAUAACACCACUGGCCCUACCCUGCAAACUACUCAUCCCUACCACAGAUCUCCUGGAGGAAGUUCCAGAAGUCGCCGCACCAAAUCCACUGGCUGAAAGGCUGAAACAAGGAGCAGUGCAGAGGGCCCCUGCUGAUUCCCAUGCAUGCAACGUGCUCUACGUCAACUCAGUGGAGAUGGAGUCCCUGACGGGCCCUCAGGCCGUCGCCAAGGCCAUAUCUGAGACACUGGCUGCCGCUUCUCCAGCUACUGCCACCAUCGUGCACUUCAAGGUGUCUUCACAAGGCAUCACGCUGACCGACAACCAGAGGAAGCUUUUCUUCCGACGCCACUAUCCUACCAACACUGUCACGUUCUGCGAUACUGACCCUCAGGACAGGAAGUGGAACAAGCCUGAGGGAGGCACAGCCAAGCUGUUUGGGUUCGUGGCGCGUAAGCAGGGAAGCACAACAGACAACGUCAGCCACCUCUUCGCCGAGAUGGACCCCGACCAGCCCGCCAGCGCCAUCGUCAACUUCGUCUCCAAGAUGAUCGCCGCGCAGAAACGAUGAGAGCUGUCAGCAAACCCUGGCGCUUUUCUUAAAUGCCUUUGGUUAUUUUCUGUCUUUUUUUUUUUAACCACAGACACUUACUUUUGGACAAUUUAGCAUUUGGUUUUACGCGUCACCUUAUUUUUCCUGCUCUUUUACAUUUACGUGUGCAUGUGUACGGUAUGAAAGAGAACAGUGAGUGUGUGGUGUAUUUGUGUGUGUGUGUGUGUGUGUGUGUGAGGCUUGCAUGCAUGUGCUUUUCUUCUUGGACGGACUCCAGAAUGGACCAGAGGAAGUGCAGGAUGGGGCGCGGCUGUGUGCGACAAUGGGACGGGAGGCGAUUCUGAUCUCCCUGGCAGGGUAACACAACAUGAACAGGAAGAGGAAUGAAAGAAUGAUAUCGUGUGUGCAAAUGUUAAUUCUUUUUAGCAAUUGUUUCAUAUUUUUUAAUUUUUUAAAGAAGAAGUCAAGUUGUGUGAUGUAAAGGUGGAUUGUAAAUCUAUCAGGCUUUUGACUGGUCAACCAAAGAUUUUAAAAAAGUAGUCAGGGCGUGUAUAGUGUGCCACUGUCGGAGGGUCGGAAGUAUUCUUUUGUAAAACAAAUAUGGCUGCUUAAUCAAAAAAUACUGAACUGUUUCUUUCUGUAUGUACUGAUACUGUAGGUCAAUUCUGCACCGCUGCCGUCUUGCAAAAACAAUGUUCUCCGACAUUUUUUUUGCGGCCGGCGGGGUCUGUGUAAAUAUUCUAGAUUGCUUUAUGAGUAGGACUGUUCUAGAUGACAUUUGGUGCCUGACUUUCUUUUGUAAUGCAGAGCUUUUUAAGAAAAAGAAGAACAUAAAACUCUUCCAGGCUGUCUUAAAAUAUGCAAAUAGCCAAACUUGGAAAUAAGGGAGUUCUCCAAAAUUCUACAGGUCCUUCCUGGUCGAUGUAGUAGUGCCGCUAAAGAUGUAAUUUCCUCUGAAGUGCAGCUAGAGUCUGACCAUAUAAGCUAAAAUCUUUUCCUUGUGCAUCUACGGUGUACGGAAGCCCUGAGGUCCAAGUGUGAAAAAGGAAACUGGUGAUAUGUUUUCCACGUCUGAUCUAAAUUGAUUUAUCUCCCAUUUCAUGACUGAACAGGUGAAAAAGAAAAUAAUAAUUUAUUAAAUCUGGGAAAACAGUGGGAAAACAUUUUGCCAGUGUUUUAUAUAUAUUUUGUCAGAAACAGUUUCUAACUAAAGUUUUGGCAGGUGAAAAAUAGUUUUGUUUUGUUUUGGUCAUGAUCAUUUUUAAAUACAAUUUAGUCCUGUUUAAAAUAAUAAUAAUAAUAAUAAUAUUAAUUUGGCAUAUCUCAUUUUCCCACCUGUUUUCAGAGAUUAGAAAUAAACAAAUUACUAAUAACCUUGGAACAAAAAUGAAGAUAAGAUAUCCCGAAAGGAAAUUCUGGUCCCAGAUUACAAAAACAAUUACAAAAACAAUAUAGGACAAUAUAAGAAAAAAACAAUGAACAAAAUAGGUAAAAACAACAAUAUAUAAUAUGUAUAUAUAACAAUAUAAACUAAAAAAUAAAGUGAGGAGUAAAGUGAAAAAGAAAAAAGUAAGGAUAAGGAUUAAAAAAAGGAAUUUUGAAAGCCUCUUGUGGCUGAAAACUGUACUACACCAACAAACACUUGGAAAAAUUAUAUUGGCAAAGAAAAUACAUUAUUUUAAGACAUGAGCUUUUCACCUGAUUCCACAAAUAAAAUGGAGCUUACUAAGAAAAAAUGUCCUGAAAAAUAGGUAAUUCACCUGCCGAUAAGGCCUAAAAAACAGUAGAAAAUACAGAUCAGCCUUAAUGAAUCACCUGAUUUUUAUUUUUUCUCAGUUGCCUCUCAGGGCUUCUCUAACUGUAUCCAUGUAAACACAUGAGCGCAUCAGUAAAAAACCCACAGAAUCAUCACAUCCUCACAAAGUCUUGCUAUUGUUUUGGCCAGACAAGCAAAGAAGACUAUUAGCUUCCUAUCUGCCGUCAUUCUACGUUCAGUCUGCGCAGCACAUUAUAGCCACGCUAUCUUUCUCAUUACUGAAGGGCCUACAGGUGUUUUGUGAGGACGACCUUUAUAGAAAAGUGUUGUCCUGCUAUCCUCUUCAGUCUUCUGUGUUCAAAGUUUCCGUCAACCGAAAGCUCUUUUUGCGUCAGCCGGCCAAAACUGUUAACACUCACACCCUACCCAAAAGUAAGCUAUACGUAUAAAUAUACAUAUAUAGAUAUAUAUUAAAAAAAACUUCCAAACAGUGACUUAAGAUAUUUAUUUUUUUGCUUUGUUGCUCUAUGUUAUCUUGUAUACAUGUAUUAUAAAGUAUACAUCAAGAUUACUGAAAGUGAGAAGAAAAGAUUGCUUUUAUUUUGGCUAAAGUGCAUUGACAUAUAUAAAGGUGUAAAGUGUGUGCAUUUCAAACUGUUGUUGUUUUUGAUUUUUUUUUAUUUUUUUCACAGCAUUACUUCAUUUUGUUAACAUGUUUUGUUUUCUUGGGGGAGGCUUUUUUUUUUUUAAAGAGAGGGGAAAUAUUUUGUAUGAAAGAUUUCUGUUACUUAAGUCCAAAUUGGAGUUAUCCUAAAGUGAUGCAGACACAAUUGUUUAAUUACGUUUUAAAACCUGCCGAGAAAAGACAUUGUCCCAGUAUAGCACUUAUAUGUUGAAGUAUUAUCAGUGUGUUUCUACUUGUCAAAAGAUAUGGACACUGACGGACCCGUUUCUUGUCAUAAUCGCAUGUGUGGAGGCGGAUUUGUACAGCAGCAUGGGUCUGGAGCUUGUUCAUGGAGAACUAGUCAGAUGAGUGAGGAGCUGCUGCCCUCAUGGGGUGUGGAGAGGUCAUUACAAAGGAACCACUUUUAUUCUAACAGUGUUUUAGCUGUGAUUAUGGCACGUCAAAGGGGAAAUGUUUGAGUUAAGCAACGUGAUCACUGAAAAAAAUGAACUUUGUUUCAAUUUAAAGUCCCAUUCGAGGAUUGAGUAGUAGCCUGAUGCUCUAGGAUCACUUGGCAGCAUGAUGUAAACUAAUUAAAUAAGGGUUAGUUCGAGUUAAGUUCUUACUCAAAUGUACUUCUUCAAAAAAAAAAAAAUACAGCACUUACAGGGCUUUUAUAUCUGACUAGAAUGUUCCAUUAUUUAUUAGCAAGAGCCUGCAUGCAUUAACGCUGCUGACUGUAAUCUGUACACAGUAUCCUCAAGUCUUACUCAACACAGCCCUUUACCAGAAAGAAGCCCACAGAUAGUUAUCAUCAGGUUUGGACUUUCACGUGCAACUGUGUCUUGACUCUGCUUGUGAGACAGAAAAAUCGAUAUUUUUGCCUUGUUGAGAAAAGAGGACGUCCUCGACUUCAAACUGAAUGUUCGCCAUUAGUUUGCCGAGAUGGAAACUCCAGUGGCAUGUGCCCACUUUGACAGAUCAGUCUGGACUGUAGAAUGUGUGUGAAUGAGCUACUAUGCCUGUACAGAGCUUUGUCAUUUUUGGUUUGCUACAUUGUAUGGCUUUUACUAUUUCUGAUGGAAAAAACACAUUAAAAAGCAGUACAAAUCAAAA
Messenger RNA from Centropristis striata (black sea bass), 9100 nucleotides. RefSeq names its product tensin 1b (gene tns1b). The transcript has 33 exons. The record is from RefSeq and is a predicted model, not a curated record. NCBI's taxonomy places the organism in Eukaryota, Metazoa, Chordata, Actinopteri, Perciformes, Serranidae. Gene Ontology annotation, biological process: fibroblast migration. Gene Ontology annotation, molecular function: protein binding. Bases 108 to 5582 code for a protein of 1824 amino acids.